Molecule: messenger RNA, 914 nt
Organism: Leucoraja erinaceus (little skate)
Lineage: Eukaryota; Metazoa; Chordata; Chondrichthyes; Rajiformes; Rajidae
Exons: 7
Coding region: 108-866 (252 amino acids)
Source: RefSeq, a predicted model, not a curated record
UGCCUGCCCGGUUGCUUGGUAACGGUUACGCGCGCUUCCUACAGGCAUGGCCAGGUGGCCACCGCGCUGUGACCGUGGGACAGAGCUGCGCGCCAUCCCGCACACUGAUGCAGAGCACAAAUGUGUCGAAAAACGACAUGGCAGAAAAGCGGAGAGGGCCCGCCAAGACGAAGAGCAUCGGGGAGGUGAUUUUGCCUGGGGGCCCUAAGGGUCCGUUCUCGAAGUUAAGUCAGGCCACGAUGAAAGACAAUGAUGGAGUGAAGCGGACCAGCGUGGCUUUGCUCAAGUAUAACCCCGGCUUGGCCAAGUCGCGCCAAGCCGACAAGCAAAAGCGUAACUCAAAGAAAGCUUCAGAGACGGAAGAAGAACAGUUGUGGAGCACCAUACCCGGUGGCACAGAAGUACACUUCUCUGGCCAUGCCAUCAGACAUUUCAAACCACCCUCUGAAAGUUCUCCUAGUAAAAAAAGUGUGGAAAGGAAAUCCUCGUUGGAUUAUUCAAUGAAACAAGUGGAUUAUCCAAUGAAACAAAUGGAUUAUCCAAUGAAAGAAAUAAACCAGGAAAUUAUGAGGACAUUUCCUCAGAGGAAACCGCCUCAGAAGCAAUCCAAUUCACAACACAGCCCAGGUCCGUGGAUGGAACCAAGGAAAGCAAGUCAAAAUUCUGCUUCAUCAAUGGGUCAAAACUCUGCUUCAUCAUUGGGUAAUGUAUGCAAUCCACCAACUCAAGGGGUUCAAGUUAAUCCACUUGAUGCCAACCAAGAUUUUAAAAUAUAUAGAGGACCUUGGGCUUGUCUACAAUAUCUCUGCGACCUGAUGUGCUGCCAGCCACAGAAGAAAACAAUUAUUUUGCAAAGUGAUAAUUAAAAUUCAAUAUGAAGAGUAUGCAACUUAUCUUCAAGUAAAAAACUGCAA